UAGGAUUCUAUGACGUGCUAGCCCAGCCUGGCAACUACCACUAUCCACUGAUAGCCUUCUAUUGAACGGUACCCUAUCAUAGUGGGGCGACCAUAUGGCCUCGAAGCUCAAAUGUUUGGCUAUCAAGGGACCCUAAUUCAAGGGGGUCAUGAGUUGGAAAUCACUGGGCAAGAGGCCAUAAACAGAACCGAAGUACCAAGCUACUGUCUUGUUUGAUUUAUUUAAGAUCCACUUUCCCCGUGGGUUUGCUCGAGCUCGAUCCCUCGUGCUCUGUCAGAACGUCUUGUCCCCCUUCAGCUAUAAUUCCGACCCUUGUCUUUCAUUUGUGUGGGGACUGGGGUAUUUCACAUUCAGACAGGUGUUGAUCUUCUCGAUAUAGCGAUUGGUAUUCGGAACAAGUCUUCGCCAUGAAGGUCCAGACAGCGAAUCUCAUCUUGGGGUUUUGCGGCUCGAUCAUGGCCCUGCCCCUUCAUGAUGCGUUUGAGAAGCGAGCCUCCCCGUCACCGUCUUCAAGUCAUGCUGUCCAGUGGUCCAGCUCUGCCGCAGUCUCGUCGGCCUCGGUACAUGUCCCAUCCAGCAGCUCUUCGUUGAGAGUACCUAUUUCCGCGCCUAGCUCUGCGGCAAAGGACCUGGGUACCGCCAACUAUCAUGCACCAGCAAUGAUCAAUGGAGCUGCUGUCAACGGUUUCCCACCCACGACUGCCGCAGCAACAGCCGCGGGCGCUUCCACCACUUCCUCAAGCUCUGCGACUACCAAACCGGCUACGUAUCCGACUACCACGGCUGUCGGAGACCAUCCUAGUGCUGGAGGUCAAAGCUCUGGCGGUUACAGCAGUCUAUCUAGUCAGAGCCAGCCUAUCCCCAACGGACAGACGGCUCUUGGAGAUCAGAACACUGGUCUUCCGAGCGCCCCUUCUCAGAGCCAGCCGACCCACCCAGCGUCUGCUACGAGCACUGCCGCAUACAGCGGAGCAAAUUCGGCGAGUCAGCCUACGCCUUUUGGUCAAUCCUCAGGGUAUGGUGCUUCUACUUCCUCCGAUCAAGCGUUUCCUUUUGGACAAUUGAACCCCUUCGGACAAUCCGAGGAUGAUGACCAAUUGGCUCAAUACGGGCAACCUGUCCCGCAGAGUUCCAGCAGUGGAUCUGUACCAGCCACCGGGAAUUUCCCGGGUGUCCCAGUGACCCCUCAAGGAUCGACUGCGAACAACGGGGUAUCUUCUGGAGCGCGCCCUCAGGGACAAACCUCUUCGCAGGGUUCAACCUCUAACACUGGAGCGUCUAGUGGCGUUCGGCCUCAGGGACAAACAGCGCAGCAAGGUUCCACUUCCAACACCGGCGCCUCUGUCGCAGGGCGUCCUCAGAGUUCCACGUCGAACAAAGGAGCAUCUAGCGGUGCACGUCCCCAAGAUAAUUCGGCUCCAGUGGUUCCAUCCACAAACACCGGAGCCAACAGCGCGUAUCCUCGCGCACAACCAGGCUCCGAAGGAUCAAGCGCGACGGCAGGAAAGCCUAGUGAAGGACGCCCUCAAAGCCAGUCUGCGAACACAGGAGCAUCCAACGGCGCGCGUCCCCAGGAUCAAUCCACUCGCCCUGGUUCGACGACCAGCAACGGCGCGCCUAGCGGAACACGGCCCAAGGUUCAGUCCCCUAACACGGGAAGCGCAGUGAUUCCUCAAAGUCAAUCUCUGGACCCAGGCUCAAUCAGUUCCCAGCUCGCCGACCAGUAUGGUCUGGAUUCUACUAGCGAAUUGCUUCCCCCGGGCUACAACCCUGUUGGAACAGCAUCUAGUGACGAGGAUGAGUCGACUCCCUCAAGCUACACGGGAGGGUUUCCUUCUCAGAGCCAAGCCGCUGCUCCGACUAGUGCCACUGAAUCCAGCUCCAAGGGUCAGUCUGUAGCUUCAAGCUAUGCUGGCACUGUGCCAAAGGGUCAAUCUGCAGCUGCUGGAUACCUUGGAACCACUGCUCAAAGCCAGUCCUCCGGCUACGGCAGCUCUACUCCGCAAGGCCAGUCUUCUGGCUCUAGCUCUGGAAGCUCUACUCCUCAAGGUCAAUCAUCGGCUUACGGUAGCUCCGCUCCGCAAGGCCAGUCUUCUGGCUCUAGCUCCGGAAUCUCUACUCCUCAAGGUCAAUCAUCGGCUUACGGUAGCUCCGCUCCUCAAGGUCAAUCUUCGGGAUCCACUAGCUCAAUUCCUCAGGGACAGUCCUCAGGACACGGUAGCCCCACCCCUCAGGGUCAGUCAUCUGGAUACGGAAGCGCUUCUCCUCAAGGUCAGAGCUCCGCCUCUCAAGGCUAUUCCAGCGGCGUCGGUCCCGGGGGCGAUCCUGUCUACAACGGGCCUAUGGCAGGCCCGGACACCCAGGGCCAGACUAGCGGCGGUGCUGGAAAGUCUUCCGCAGGUCAAUCUAAGGGCACCGCAUCACCAUCUGAUCCUACCACGAGCUCCGGCCAAACUCCUCAGGGCGGUUCAUCUGCUGCUGGAUCUGGAAAGUCUCAACCUGGGCAGGCACAGACCCAAGGAAAGAGUCAGACCCAGGCACAGAAGCCAAGUCAAGGUUCCGCCCCGGGCCAAGGUCAAGGACAGAGCCAAACCCAAGGAAAGGGACAGACCCAGGCACAGGGACAGACUCACGGAUCCGCUCAGCCUGAAGGGCAAGGACAGAACCCGACCCAGGGAUACGCCCAGGGCCAAGGGCAAGCACAGACCCAGGGACAGGGACAAAAGCCAAGUCAAGCCUCCACCCAAGGUCAAAGCCAAGGACAGAGCCAGCCCCAAGGAAAGAGUCAGGCCCAGGGACAGCCACAGACCCAGGGACAGGGACAGAAGCCCAGUCAAGGUUCUGCCCAGAGCCAAAGCCAAGGAAAGGUACAGACCCAAGGACAGCAGACCCAAGGACAGAACACAACUCAAGGUUACGCUCAGAGCCAAGGACAGACCCAGGGACAGGGACAGAAGCCCAGUCAGGGUUCCGCCCAAGGUCAAGGCCAGGGUCAGAGCCAGACUCAAGGACACUCUCAAGCCCCAGGGCAAGGGCAAGGACAAGGACAAGGACACUGAGGCAACGGCGGAGCCUUCGAGAAGAAUGUAGGAA
Aspergillus japonicus CBS 114.51 is the source of this 3093-nucleotide messenger RNA. RefSeq lists its product as uncharacterized. Lineage: Eukaryota; Fungi; Ascomycota; Eurotiomycetes; Eurotiales; Aspergillaceae. The transcript has a single exon. The coding region runs from base 408 to 3059 and encodes 883 amino acids. The record is from RefSeq and is a predicted model, not a curated record.